Messenger RNA from Xiphophorus hellerii (green swordtail), 1351 nucleotides. RefSeq names its product tenomodulin (gene tnmd). Bases 142 to 1299 code for a protein of 385 amino acids. Gene Ontology annotation, biological process: negative regulation of endothelial cell proliferation; negative regulation of angiogenesis. Lineage: Eukaryota; Metazoa; Chordata; Actinopteri; Cyprinodontiformes; Poeciliidae. The record is from RefSeq and is a predicted model, not a curated record. The transcript has 7 exons.
ACUCCAUCCCAAACUCUCCUCCCUUUUCAGCGCUCUCCCAAAUUACAGCAGAGGAAUGAAGCUAGGACUCUUUGCCGUGCAUUGCGUUGGUAUUUUCCUCAGCUAAGAGGAUCGGAAAGUUUCCUCCUGUGGGCUUGCAUCAUGGAGGCUAGCAGUCAAUCCAGCAGUCAGCAACUUCUGUGGAAAGAUGUGGAGGCAGAAAAACAGAGGAAGACCAGAUUUCACAACUACCACUGGGUGGCUCUGGUGCUGGCUGUGGUGUUUCUGGUUCUGGCCGUCUGCAUCUUCAGUCUGAUGUAUCUGUGGGGCCCCAGCUUGGGAAAGGUGUAUGACCAUGAGUACAAAGCCGUGGUGGAUGGCGUAGAGACGAACAGUGUGAUGGAGAUUGACCCAGUUGACCUCACUGAGAUCUUCAGAAUGGGGAACGGCAGUAAGGAGGUUGUGGAGGUGCACGACUUUAAGAAUGGGAUCACUGGGAUACGGUUUGCCGAACAUCAGAGGUGCUACAUCAGGACCCAAACGAAGAAACUACCCACAGUGGCCGAGGCGGAGGCUGACGACGGGGAAAGGACGAUUGACGAGGCCGUGGAUGUGCAGGUGGAGGACUCCCGAGUGUGGGUUCCUGCCGAGGAGCCCGUCGUUAACCCGGACUUCCUGCUUGACUCCAAGAUCUGGGAGAUUUGCCAGCAGAUGCCCAUCCACUGGAUCCAUCCCUCCCCCAUGACUGACGCCGAGGCUCAGGACGUGGACACGCCCGACGCAGAGGUCACAGGUCAGCGUUUCACCCGGGACGUCCUGGACCACGUUCCAGUGAACGAUUACAUAAAGGUUUUUUGCAAAACCAACGGCAGCCCUCCAAGGGCAAAACAAGAAAGUGUGAAAGAAUCAACAGGAAGAGAAGCAUGCUCCAAAAACAAGACGCACAACAACAAAAAAAGGAGAAGAAAAAACAUUGAAAGACGUUUUUGGUGUAAAAAUUACACUUAUUUUUUAAAAAGAUAUCAGGGGAAAAGUUGCAAGACGUUUAAAACGGUAAAAGGAACAGAUAACCAAACAAUGAUGACUUUGUGUUGCAAAGUGACUUCGUUGUUUUUAUUUCUUUUUUGUUUUUGGCAUCAAGCUAAACUUGCUUGUGUAAUAAAAGUCGCAGGAGUCUCUGCUGUGUUUUGUGUUGUACUUACUGAUCUGUCCUUCUUUGUUUCCACUGCUGCUGCAGUCUGCAAAAAAAAAAAAAAAAAAAAAACAUAUAAAAUGCUUAAAAUAGUGCUUGUGUUUCCUGCUUUGCUGAGACGGUUCUAAUCUGUAACAAUGCAUGUCGCCGUGCUGAGCUUGAAAAACCCUCAUCUGUAAA